Gossypium raimondii (Peruvian cotton) is the source of this 1144-nucleotide messenger RNA. Its product is annotated as probable thiol methyltransferase 2. Bases 74 to 847 code for a protein of 257 amino acids. The record is from RefSeq and is a predicted model, not a curated record. Gene Ontology annotation, molecular function: S-adenosylmethionine-dependent methyltransferase activity. The transcript is spliced from 8 exons. Lineage: Eukaryota; Viridiplantae; Streptophyta; Magnoliopsida; Malvales; Malvaceae.
AUUAUAUAUAAAAAAAAUUAUAUAAUUUUAAAUUUUGUUUUCUUCUUGAAGAAAAAUUUUGAAAGUUGAAUAUAUGUUGCGGUCUCUCUUCUUCUCCCCCCGGAUACGGCGUGUGGCAGUGCCAUCCAGCCCUCUGGGUCCAACCCUUGCCAUGGACAACAACAAUCGAAGCCGCACUACUGACAGCAGUGUUCAAACCAACCCUCGCAUUCAAAAACUCCAACAAAUUGUUAAAACCGACGCAUCUGCUGGUUGGGAAGAGUCCUGGAAGCAGGGAGUCACCCCUUGGGAUUUAGGUUGCCCUACACCUGUUAUUUUACAUCUGCAUCACUCUGGAUCUCUCCCCAUGGGCAGGGUUCUCGUCCCUGGAUGUGGCACUGGCUAUGAUGUGGUGGCAAUGGCAUGCCCUGGACGCUAUGUUGUUGGUCUGGACAUAUCAGAGGAGGCCAUAAAGAAAGCAAAGCAGAUGUCUUCCUCAUUACCAAAUGCAGAUGAUUUUACUUUCAUAAAGGCAGAUUUUUUCUCCUGGCGCCCUACAGACUUGUUUGAUCUUAUUUUUGAUUACACGUUUUUUUGUGCCAUUCUGCCAGAGAUGAGAUCAGCAUGGGCUCAGCAAAUCCAAAACUUUUUAAAACCAGAUGGAGAGCUUGUUACAUUGAUGUUUCCAAUGGAUGAUCAUGCUGGUGGACCCCCUUUUAAAGUAUCAAUUGAAGACUAUGAAGAGGUUUUGCAUCCAAUUGGCUUUAAGGCAGUAUCCAUUGUUGAUAAUGAAUUGGCCAUUGAAGCUAGAAAGGGAAGAGAGAAGCUUGGAAGAUGGAAAAGAGGUGUCGGCCACUCCUCUCUAUGAAUUGUGAUAAUGAUCGUUGGCUAAUUGAGGAGCCAUGCUUAGGGUUGCUCGAGCUCAAGGUAAAGGGCGAUUACUUUCAUUCACGAAGUUCAUCUGAAUUAGAAGGCUUGCAAAUGAGAUAGUACAUGUUAAUGAUGUUAUAUUUUUUCUUUCAUUCCUUUUUUAACGUUUAAACACAGGAAAAUAUAAUCAGAAAGUGAUUGUAAUUUAGAGACAGAGUAAACUGCUAGUUGUCAUCUCUAUCUUUAAUUUGUGAGUUGUAAUAUGUACCAAAAGAUAAAAUAAAAUGUUGUUUUU